Camelus dromedarius (Arabian camel) is the source of this 999-nucleotide messenger RNA. Its product is annotated as ciliary microtubule-associated protein 3. Gene Ontology annotation, molecular function: cytoskeletal protein binding. The transcript is spliced from 6 exons. The record is from RefSeq and is a predicted model, not a curated record. Bases 29 to 607 code for a protein of 192 amino acids. Lineage: Eukaryota; Metazoa; Chordata; Mammalia; Artiodactyla; Camelidae. Gene Ontology annotation, biological process: regulation of cell projection organization.
AAACGCUGGCCCUAGAGGCGCUCCUGCGAUGUGCUUCAACAAAGCAGAGCCACUGGUUAACUACUCCUUUGGAACACGUCAGCAGAGGAAGCUCUUUCCUCACUUCCAUCCCCCAAGCUUGCUGGGGAACAAGUUUCUCCCUCUCAGCGGAGUGUCCCACCGAGGGCCUGGAUAUUACAUACCAGAAGAUAAGUACGGUUUGGCAUACAACCUGUCUAAAAUCCCGACCAGUCGAAAAGAAUAUGCUUUUGGAGCCAGAACAGCCAUGAGGUUUAAGCCAAUCAGUAAGGAUACAACACCUUACCCAGGCAUGUACCAGACAGUCAAUCCUUGGGGACAAAAAGACAAACGAAAUUUUGCUCCAUUUAAUGCCUUGUCACCUCGAUUUAGGACAUACUCAAAGGACCCUUGUUAUCCUGGACCUACCACAUACAACCCAGAGAUAAAGCCACCUCGGAAAGUCACCUGGCCAAUGAGAUUUGGAUCUCCAGACUGGGCUCAGAUUCCAUGUCUACAGAAAAGAACCCUGAAAGCUGAGCUGUCCACAGACAAAGACUUUAGGAAGCAUCGGAGCCGUGUGGCCUACCUAAGCCUGUAUUACAACUGAAAAGCUGUGACCACCUUCACGUGUUCCUCUUGACCAUGGAGUCUCCAAGAUUGAGGGCAGAAUUUGAAUUUCAUCAAAUGCUUUUUCUGCAUCUAUUGAAAUGAUCAUGUGAUUUUUGUCCUUUCUUUCGUUGAUGCGGUGUAUCACAUUGAUUGAUUUGCAUAUGUUGAAACUUGUGUCCCUGGGAUAAAUCCAACUUGAUCACAGUAGGUGAUCUUUUUUAUGUAUUGUUGGAAUUGUUUGCUAAUAUUUUGUUGAGGAUUUUUUCAUAUAUGUUCAGAAAUUAUAUUGGCCUGUAAUUUUCUUUUUUGUUAGUGUCUUUGUCUGGUUUGGGCAUCGGUGAUGGUGGCUUCAUAAAAUGAAUUUAGGAGUGUUCCCUCCUUCUCAAUCUU